AAGCAAACCAAGUGCCAACCUGGAUUUAGUAUUAUUAUUAUUGCACCUGUUCUGUGCCCUGUCAAAAGCUUUUUAAAUACACUGCAACUUCCCGUAUUUUCUCAUUAAAACAACUUUCAGUUUUGACAGUAAAAGAGAAUAUUUCCCAUAUGAAAAAAAUUGGGUAUUUCCUUAUGAGUCAUAGUUAGGGGUAUAAUUAAGACUGAUAUAAAAAGACAGCCACUCUAAAUAAUCCAAUUUUCAACAACUGUCUCAGUGACAUGAUUGGGCAUUGCUUAUCUCCAGCAUAGAAAACAUCCUAUCCUGUUGAACUAAUAAUCAAAUAUGGAUUCUACAAGAAGAACUAGUAUUGAAAAUUGUGACAGCAGUGUUUACAAGCAUGGUUUCUUCAUAAAAUCACCACCACCUCAGCUUUUUAAUAAUCAGGUUUCCUGGAAAAAGAGAUAUUUUAUUCUUUCUCAUUCUGCCCAAAAUCGUUAUAUCUUGAGCUAUCACAAAGGCCAGCAAAUAAAGGGCCACAUUGAAAUUAAUGAGGCUUCAAAAAUAGAACUCGGCAUAGGUGACUUUGAGAAAAUGUCUGCAGUGAAAAAGAUGUUCAAGUGCCAGUUCACCGAAGUAUUGAGUAUUACUACAGAGAACAGAAUAUAUUACCUUAUUGGAAAAGAUAGCAAGGAAGUUGAGGAAUGGGCCACCUUCAUGUUUACAUUGUGCUCAGAAAAACAGAAACUGAAAGUCAGAAGUCGGUCCCAAUCUGUCCCAGCCUGUCUUGAUGAUUUGGAUACUAUUUCUAUCACCAAAAAGGAUCAGUGUCUUGGCACUAAAUAUGAAAACAUAGCAGCAGCAGCUUACAAAAAAAGGCCAAACUCAGACCCGACUUGUAAAGAAAUCCAGAAAGAAUUACAUAUUUAUGAAUCACCAAGAAAACUCCUACAACGCCUGAGGCAAAUGACAAAUAUUCCUGUUGAAGAACUGGAAGAAAAAGACAAAGAAGAAUAUUAUGCUUCUCCAACAAGUAUUUUAGCACAGUUGGAUGAGGUGAUUGAUGGGUUUAACACUCCGGGAAAACCUAGCAUCUCAGACAAUGAAAAGCUCAGUAGUAAUGAAGAAUACAUGUUCAUGAAAGAUUUGAUUCCAGAGAUGGUGGAAGAUAAAAUAAAGGCAAAACAUGUCAAUAAUGAAUUAGUGGUCCUUUCCCAAAAUCAGAUGGAUCUACAAGUGGCAGAAGAUAGUCAACAUAAACCAAAGCCAUUACCAAGAAUAUUGGAAAAAACACCCAAACUCUUUUUUUUAUCAGUGGUUCAAUUGUCCAUUAUACUCAGUAAAAUCACAGAUUAUAACCAGUUGGAGAAGGUGGAUAUUCUCCUUCCUCAACAAAAUCUUAUUUCCUAUUUAACACUUGUAAAAGCAUCUGGAUACAUAUGCAUUUCUCAGUGGAAAGACCCAUAUCGUUUAGGAUGCAUAUUUCAUCAAGGGGACUGUAUAGUGGCUGUGAAUGAUUUGAAAAUCAAAGAUAUGGAUGAAAUGUUUUGGUUCAUAAGUAGAUCCACAAGAAAGGAGGUAAAAGUGACAAUAAAUCGACUCCCAAAUUCAGAGAUUUUGCAUGUUCCAGGAUGCACGUGUCCAUAAUGGCAUAAAAGAACAGUGUAAGUA
This is a messenger RNA of Notechis scutatus (mainland tiger snake), 1650 nucleotides long. The record is from RefSeq and is a predicted model, not a curated record. Lineage: Eukaryota; Metazoa; Chordata; Lepidosauria; Squamata; Elapidae.